AUAUCGAGAGACUAUUCAGAGAGUAAAGCCAAAAUAUUAGAGAGAGAGAGAACUAUUUUUAUAAGAGGGGGAGAGAUUUUGAGUAGUGCGCCACAAGCGCGCUCGAUUUCGAUUUCAGUCUUUUUCAAAUUUAGGUUUUUUUUGGCUCCCUCUUUUAUUCUUCAUGGUCUAUUUUGAUUUGGUUUUGAGUUCUUCUCAUUCUCAAACCCCAAAUCUCUUUCUCUCUCUUAUUUUUCUCUCUCUAGGGUUUUGGAUUGAUUCCUGUAACGAAUUCUAGGGUUUACAAUUGGUAUGUUCGUUAGCUUUCUCUAUUUGGAUUGAAAUUUUUGGGAAGAAGAGCUAUGGUUAGAAUCGCGAAAAGGGAGCCAAGUAGUAGUAGCGGUGUUGGCAGUAGAAGAAGUAACAGCACAGCGAACGAUGAAGCAGGUCCAAGUGAUUCGCCACCUGAAGUUGUGGCAGAACGCAGAGUUCUUCGAUCCCGUUAUCUUGCUGUGAAGAAUCUGAUUAUCGACGAAAGAGAUGAUAUAUCAAAGUUUGACUCUGAUAAGUUCAAAUCGAUCAUCAAUGAAGUGGAAAGCUUGCAUCAGCUUGUACAAAAACCAAGAGAACAGGUUGCAGAUGCUGAGGCUCUGUUGGACAUUACAAACACCUUGGUGACCUCUGUUAAGGCUCAUGGUAAUGAAGGAGUUACCCCUUCAGAUUUUGUUAGCUGUCUGCUGAGGGACUUUGGGCAACAAGGUGGAGUGAGCAGCACAGAGGGUGCUGGGAUAUCAAUGCAAUGGAAGGAUAUUGGUCUUGCAGUUUCUCAUGUUCUCAGGAGGGUUCCUGGAUGCUGCACAAUGCUUGGACCUAUGAAUACUGAACUCAAGCAACGGAAGGCUGUUGUUCAUAGAAAACGGUUGAGGCCAACAGAAAGUGCUAGGCCUGAAGAGCUUGAUAAUACUGCAGCAGAAGAGCAAACAGACACCGAUAAAAAUAUGGCAACUAUGUUUGAUAUCUUAAGGAAGUAUAGGAGGGUGAAGCUUGAAAAUUUAGUGUUGAACAGAAACUGUUUUGCGCAGACGGUGGAAAAUUUAUUUGCUUUGUCAUUUCUUGUCAAAGAUGGACGAGCAGAAAUAACAGUCAAUGAUAAAGGCUGCCAUAUAGUUUCACCAAGGAACGCUCCUGCUUCCAGUGCAGUCAUCUCAGGGGAGGCUUCUUACAAUCACUUUGUUUUCAGAUUUGACUUCAAGGACUGGAAGUUGAUGACCUCUUCUGUUGAGGUUGGGGAGGAGCUAAUGCCAAAUAGGAAUCAAGUAGACAUGUCAAGUAAUUCUCAAACAGAUGAUGAUGUACCUGAAGAAACUCAAACAGCUGCACCUACCACUCCUAUUAGAAAAUUGUCUAGGAAUCGUGGCCUUGUUUUGCAAGAACAGGCAGUUGUUGAAGAUUCUCCUGAAAGUGAUGAUCCUGCAGCAGCGAGGGCUCUAGCUAUUCGGAAGGGCAAGCGUAAGCUUAGAUGAGAUAUUUAGAGCCUUUUUCUCCAUUCUUAUUUUUGUACAAGGGAAACUAUAAUUAAUGUUAGGCUUAUUUAGUUUUGUACAUUGAGGAUCAUUUGUGCACAUUACAGUCCCUCUGAAAUCUCUUGUUUGGUAGUAUUUUGGAAUAGUCCAAAAGACUUUGAUUUCA
This is a messenger RNA of Cornus florida, 1668 nucleotides long. RefSeq names its product non-structural maintenance of chromosomes element 4 homolog A. NCBI's taxonomy places the organism in Eukaryota, Viridiplantae, Streptophyta, Magnoliopsida, Cornales, Cornaceae. The transcript has 7 exons. The record is from RefSeq and is a predicted model, not a curated record. Gene Ontology annotation, cellular component: Smc5-Smc6 complex; nucleus. The coding region runs from base 342 to 1502 and encodes 386 amino acids. Gene Ontology annotation, biological process: DNA repair.